Molecule: messenger RNA, 1502 nt
Organism: Seriola dumerili (greater amberjack)
Lineage: Eukaryota; Metazoa; Chordata; Actinopteri; Carangiformes; Carangidae
Product: tumor necrosis factor ligand superfamily member 14-like
Exons: 7
Coding region: 440-1219 (259 amino acids)
Biological process (GO): immune response
Cellular component (GO): membrane
Molecular function (GO): tumor necrosis factor receptor binding
Source: RefSeq, a predicted model, not a curated record
UCUCUCUGCCUCUUCCCCAUGUCAUCUUCAUUUCCUCCUUAUAUGAGCUUGCUUUAAAAGCAAUAUUAGUGAUAGCUGACAGCAGGCGAGAGAGCACAGGAGGUGAGGGAGGACUGAAAUCUGAAUUUGGUGCAGACAUAGAAGGAUUUUAUAUUUUUCUCAGGAGGUGAGACGUCUAGAGAAGUUCAAACAUACAGUGACACUUCAGAAAAUAUUGUUACUGUUUUUUUUGUUUUUUUUUUUAAAAAUGGUGUCUAAGAGCAUAUUUUGCUGUUGGAUUUCAAAGGAGCUUCAGAGGAGUGUUUGAAAAGUACUCCCUGCUGCUGGAUGGUUGACUGAGCUGUGGAGCAACAUCUGGUGCAUUUUGAAAUCCAAGUAUCCCUUUCCUCGCCACAUCGAGCUCUUUGACCUUCAGCCCCAGCGUCCCGGGUGGAGUGUGAUGGCAGAGGGCGGCAUCGCUACCUCACCUCAGGUGUUUGUGGUGGACAGUCACUUAAACUAUGUCUCUGUGCCAAGCAAGAAGAGACCGAGGUGGGCGAGAGUAGGCCAAAGGUUUCUUCCCCUGCUGGUCGGACUGACCGUGUUUGGGCUUGUCGUGCAGGGGUUUUUAAUCUACAAUCUGUACAAAAAAACUGAGUCCUUCGCCCUCUAUGACUCUCAUCCCCGCUACCUGAACCUAUCCAGUCCCAAAACAUCUGGCCAGCUGGGUGGCGCUAUAAUGCCUCAAGUGGGAUCUAAAGAGCGACCACACCCGGAACAGAUCCAACAGAGGCCCUUUGCUCACCUGAUGGGCUCUGAUUAUCCUGCCGGGGAGAACAAUGUGGUGCAGUGGAUGCAUGAAGGUGGCGAAGCCAUCAUCCGCAACAUGAGCUACAACAAAGGCAGAUUAUUGGUUGAAAAGGAAGGUUACUACUACCUCUACUCCAAAGUGCAAUUGAACACUGGUGAGGAGUGUUCGCUUAUCCAACACAGGGUCAUGAAAGACACCAACGCCUAUGGAGAAUCUAUCGAACUUAUGAAAUCAAAAAGCUUGCGCUGCAGGACCCAAAAAUCUUCAAGUGCAAAGGCUUCAGAUGGGGAGGAUCUGUGGAACAGUUUCCUGGCUGGAAUUUUCCACCUGCAGGAGGGGGAUCAAAUUUUUGUCACACUGGAGAAUAUACAGAAGAUGCGUACAGGAAAUACAGACAAUUUCAUGGGGGCCUUCAUGAUAUCUCCUUAGAAAUAUUAUGAAGGCAGGUAUAGAAAUACAUCUACCCCACCUUAUGAUCAGAUUCUGUGCCUGUGUGUGUUAAUUUGCACCAUAUGUUGUGGUAAAUUUUAUAUAUCUAAUAUAUACAAUAUAUGUAAUCUAAUAUGUACUGUACUUGAUGAAUGUAUUUGAAUAAUUUAUGAAAAAGCAACUAACAGUUGUAGUAUCAUAAAAAGUAUCUGAUAUUCAGAUUAUAUAAUCAUACUACCUAUAAUUUGUUGCAUACUGUCGUUAUUGUUGUGUGAAUAAAUGA